Arxiozyma heterogenica is the source of this 471-nucleotide messenger RNA. RefSeq names its product translation elongation factor eIF-5A (gene HYP2). The transcript has a single exon. Gene Ontology annotation, molecular function: ribosome binding; RNA binding; translation elongation factor activity. Gene Ontology annotation, biological process: positive regulation of translational elongation; translational elongation; positive regulation of translational termination. The coding region runs from base 1 to 471 and encodes 156 amino acids. Lineage: Eukaryota; Fungi; Ascomycota; Saccharomycetes; Saccharomycetales; Saccharomycetaceae. The record is from RefSeq and is a predicted model, not a curated record.
AUGUCUGACGAAGAACACAAUUUCGAAGUUGCUGAUGCUGGUUCCUCUGCCACUUACCCAAUGCAAUGUUCUGCUUUAAGAAAGAACGGUUUCGUCGUUAUCAAAGGUAGACCAUGUAAGAUUGUUGAUAUGUCUACUUCCAAGACUGGUAAGCACGGUCAUGCUAAAGUCCACUUGGUUGCUUUAGAUAUUUUCACUGGUAAGAAAUUAGAAGAUUUAUCUCCAUCUACUCACAACAUGGAAGUCCCAGUUGUUAAGAGAACUGAAUACACUUUAUUAGACAUUGACGAUGGUUACUUAUCCUUAAUGACCAUUGAUGGUGACACUAAGGAUGAUGUUAAGGCUCCAGAGGGUGAAUUAGGUGAACAAUUACAAGCUGCUUUCGAUGAAGGUAAGGACUUAAUGGUCACCAUCAUCGCUGCUAUGGGUGAAGAAGCUGCUAUUUCUUUCAAGGAAUCUGCCGGUAACUAA